UUUCCCCGCUGUUGCACCAGCCGGCUUCUCUCUUGUCCUCUACUGUACGAGCUGUCUGUUCGAAUCUCUGAAUUACAUGUUUUUCCUGUGACGGGGGGAUCAGAAGAGCAUAUUGCGCAGUCUUUACGCAAGGUUGAUAUGCGAAGAAAAGCAGAGAUGCGCUCUCCGGACUCACUUCAUUGAUGGUCGUGAGCUUCCAUCAUAGGCCCUGUAACGUUACUAUCUGAUUACUGGAGCCAGUUCCUCAUAUGAAAAUGGUCCGGUGAAAUGUAGUUUCCGAUCACGGAAGGGAUUCUCAGCGCUAAGGUCAAGACUUGUCUUUUGAAAAAUGAAAAUUUGGAGCACGGAACAUGUUUUCAGUUACCCAUGGGAGACGGUGAUCAAGGCUGCCAUGAGGAAGUACCCAAACCCCAUGAACACUAAUGUGGUCGGGGUGGACGUUCUGGACCGCAGCCUGGAUACACAGGGACGCCUGCACAGCCACAGACUCCUCAGCACAGAGUGGGGCCUCCCAGGCAUUGUGCGAGCGAUACUGGGAACCAACCAUACGCAGACGUAUGUGAAGGAACACUCCAUAGUGGACCCAGAGGAGAAAAAGAUGGAGCUGUGCUCAACAAAUAUUACUCUCACCAACCUGAUUUCAGUGGAUGAGAGGCUUCUUUACAGACCGCACCCAGACAACCCCGAGGUUACCGUCCUGACCCAGGAGGCCAUCAUCACAGUCAAGGGAGUGAGUCUAAGCAGUUACCUGGAGGGGAUGAUGGCUAGGAGAAUGUCAGCUAACGCCAGGAAGGGUUGGGAUGCUAUUGAGUGGAUUAUUCAGAACUCUGAAAGCGAGAACAUACCUCUGUGACAUUUACUAACUCUGGACUGCAGUUCUACAGUGACAACUGCUUUCCCCGCUACACCUCAUACGCCACCGGGGGAUUCUCAGCGUCUCGGGAUCCUCUGCAGUUGGUACUUAUAUCGCCAUGCACUGGAAGCU
Messenger RNA from Perca fluviatilis (European perch), 985 nucleotides. RefSeq names its product PRELI domain containing 3A (gene prelid3a). The record is from RefSeq and is a predicted model, not a curated record. The transcript has 7 exons. Gene Ontology annotation, molecular function: phosphatidic acid transfer activity. Gene Ontology annotation, biological process: phospholipid transport. NCBI's taxonomy places the organism in Eukaryota, Metazoa, Chordata, Actinopteri, Perciformes, Percidae. Gene Ontology annotation, cellular component: mitochondrial intermembrane space. The coding region runs from base 329 to 853 and encodes 174 amino acids.